Symbiodinium pilosum is the source of this 261-nucleotide messenger RNA. The record is from the annotation of a GenBank genome assembly. Lineage: Eukaryota; Dinophyceae; Suessiales; Symbiodiniaceae.
GCCUCUUGGCGGCCAAGCUUGCGGCCAGCUGCGGAGGUCUGUCGAAAGCCAGGACUUGCGGGAGCAGACCGGGACCACACCACUGAAGAUGAAGUAGAAGAAGAUGGCCUCAUCGUCUCGGAGAGCACGCAGGCACGGGUCUGGUCCAGGCGCGAUCGCUCAGAUGGAAGCAAUUCUGAUUCCAUCCACAGCAGUGCCGGCGCUGGCCGUGGGAAGGCAAGACGAGCUUUCUACAAAGUCAGGCAGCUUGCGGAAGCCUGA